AUGACUCCAAAAAGAAAAAUAUUUGAUAGUAAAAUAAAUAACAAAAUAAUCCCAAUAAGCACAGGGUGUCUGAUGUAUAUCGUUGAGAAAAUCGAAGACAAGUCAACGUCAAAAAAAGUUUAUGGUCUAAAAACCGCAAAAUAUAAAACCUUUUGUUACAAUAUUUCUAACACCACGACGGACAAAGACGAGUCAAGACAAAACGGCUCGGCUACUGUUGCCGAGUCAACAAAGUCUUAUUUCUGUCCAAUAAUCAAAGCAAUUGAGCGUUCUGGGAAAAUUCCAAUUAUUCGGUUUAAUGUUAAUACGAAUAUCCAAGGCUUUCGCGCCCCACAGUUUAUUGAUGUGCGACGAACGUAUGAUGAAUUUGUUAAACUUGGGAAACACCUUUCAGUCUCAAAUCCAGAAUGUCUUGUUCCCCCAGUUCCUCCUAAUACCACAUCAGCAGGACUAGCAUUAGAAGAAGAAGCAAAACAUCUCCAUAUUCGCAUGCAAAAGUGGCUAGAUAUAAUCAGUGAAAAUCCUAUUCUCAUUCAUGAUGAGGAACUUGUUUAUUUUAUAGAAAGUCAUUUUGGGUAUUCACCCGUUGUACAAAAAGAUAAACCCGCGUCAGGAUUAAAAAGAAAAGCAAUAAAGAUGCAAGGUCCUCCUCCAGACGAUACUCCAGAGCUCUCUAGUCUAAGACCUAUUGUUAAAAAAUUCCAUCAGCAAACAAGCGAAUCAUCUGCAAAACUUGAAAAAGUAAUUAAAGCUCUUCGAAACAUAAGUGUUUCUGAAGAUGAAUUGGGCCUUAAGUUUGCAGCGAUAGCCGAUAUGGAACAUCAUUCUGGAAUGGCCAAUGCUUUCCGAAAACUUGGAAAAACUAUCCAAACUAUCAGUCAUUCGUAUUUAACUCAAGCAAAUACAAAGGCAGUACUUCUCAUAGAUACUUUUUCAUAUAUUUCCUUAGACGCAUAUGCUGUAAAAGAAACUUUAACAAAUCGCCAAAUUCUCAUCAAAGAAUUAUUAUCUGCGCAGGCAUCCUCUCGUUCGAAACUAUCUAUUAUUACACGCUUAAAAUCAUCAGCCUCAAUAAAAUCAGAAAAAGUUGACGAAGUUUUAGCAUCUCUUGAAGAAACUCGUUCAUACGAGCAAAAUCUUAAUAUAAAGCUUACUCGCGUUACUACGAAUCUGCUCCAAGAAGGACGCCAAUGGAUUAAAAGAUCAUCAGAUAGCAUUAAAUCAGCUUUAAAAGAAUAUACAAAACAUCAAAUCGAAUACGAAAGACGAUUGUUAACUAUCUUAGAGUCAGCAAGGCCAGACAUAAGAAAUAUAGAUCAUACAGGUGGUCUUUCGAGAUUAGGAAGAGAAUUUACACGAACAAAAAACAAAAAUGAUAUUAAUUCGAGUCAAACUGCUCAAGGCGAUGCAUGGUCCGGUAUUCAAAGACAAAAGAAUCAUAUAAAUAAAGAAUCAGAUUUUGAAUUUCUCAAAAGAAAUGAAGAUGUUUUGGACGCACGUAGCGCUUUUGCAAUUCUUGGUACAAAAAUUAAUUAA
Pneumocystis jirovecii RU7 is the source of this 1536-nucleotide messenger RNA. Its product is annotated as retromer subunit VPS17. Bases 1 to 1536 code for a protein of 511 amino acids. Gene Ontology annotation, biological process: intracellular protein transport; retrograde transport, endosome to Golgi. NCBI's taxonomy places the organism in Eukaryota, Fungi, Ascomycota, Pneumocystomycetes, Pneumocystales, Pneumocystaceae. Gene Ontology annotation, cellular component: retromer, tubulation complex; endosome; retromer complex. Gene Ontology annotation, molecular function: phosphatidylinositol-3-phosphate binding. The transcript has 6 exons. The record is from RefSeq and is a predicted model, not a curated record.